Molecule: messenger RNA, 2161 nt
Organism: Scophthalmus maximus (turbot)
Lineage: Eukaryota; Metazoa; Chordata; Actinopteri; Pleuronectiformes; Scophthalmidae
Gene: ube2s
Product: ubiquitin-conjugating enzyme E2S
Exons: 4
Coding region: 197-901 (234 amino acids)
Source: RefSeq, a predicted model, not a curated record
UGCGCUGGUAGGUUAAACUGAGGAUCGUAUUUUUGUUCCUGUGUCAACGGGAAAAAAAGAAAAAGCACAGCAGCCAGUGAGACCGGGCUAAUAAGUUGUUAUCAAAGAUAUUCUUUUUUUCAAACCUGAACAGAAAAUCCCCCUCUCGCCUCUCACCAGCCAGGCACCCACCAACCGAGCAGAACUCAUUUUAAAGAUGAACUCCAAUGUGGAGAAUUUGCCGCCUCAUGUUCUUCGCUUGGUCUACAAAGAGAUCUCAGCCUUAGCAGCAGACCCGCCUGAGGGUAUUAAGAUUUAUCCCAGUGAAGAAGACAUAACUGAACUGCACACAGCCAUUGAAGGACCAGAGGGAACUCCAUUUGCUGGUGGCAUUUUCCGAAUGCGUCUGGUCCUUGGGAAGGACUUCCCUGCGGUUCCACCAAAGGGGUAUUUCCUGACCAAGAUUUUUCAUCCCAACGUUGGUCAUAAGGGAGAGAUCUGUGUCAACGUGUUGAAAAGAGACUGGAAGGCAGAACUUGGCCUCAGACACAUCUUACUUACAAUCAAGUGUCUUCUCAUCCAUCCAAACCCAGAAUCUGCUCUGAAUGAAGAGGCCGGGCGUUUGCUGUUAGAGGACUAUGCAGAGUACGAGUCCCGUGCUCGUCUGCUCACAGAAAUCCACGCCAUGGGUUGUCCCGGUGGGACGUCUGCGGUUCCUCAGGACCCUAACGACGGUCCACAGCCAAAGAAGCACGCAGGUGACCCCACAAAGAGAGCGGGACCUAGUGCGGCAGCUGUGCCAGCAGCUCUAGGUAACGGAGCUAACGGAGCCAGUACCACCACCAGCAACAGCAGUAGUAGCACUAAUAAUGUAGCAGGGAAGAAGAAAGCAGAUAAAAAGCGUGCAUUGAGGCGACUUUAAUACCUCAGCGAAAUUCUCAGUGUGUGUGUGUGUGUGUGUGUAUGUGUGCGCGUGUGUAAAUAUAAAUAUUGAAGUGUGCUGAUGAUGUUUCGAUUCCCCUUUUUUCUGACUCUUUCUACCACCGAUCCAGACGAUCCACUUUGUACUCAUACCUUUCACUUUGUUCGUCCUGUUUGCAUUUGUUAGGUGCAGGCAGGUUUGUUGAUUAUUACCAUACCUAUAGACACAAUGAAAACAAAGUGUGGACUUUUUCAAGGAAAAACAUGCCGUCAUUUGUAUCUCCUCCUCGGCCGUCUGAUGUAUGAAUGACAUGGGGAAUGGUUUUCACCGUGUACAACAUGGCCUCUAACGUCCCCCCAUCAAUGGAACAAAACCGAUGCCUCAAACUUCAUAGAAGCUCUUUUUAAAGUGUUUCCUGGUGAAUGCUGCUGUGAUGGUACUGUGUACUGCUCAGCACUGUUGAGUCUAAACCAAGAUGCUACUUUAAGUCAGGUUUUCAAUUUGAGCUCAACAGAAAUGAUUCAAUAAGAUGUUAAACAAUAAUAAUGCAAGAAGUCAAAAAUGAGAGACAAAUGUUGUUAGUGUAACUGGUAACAUUUUAAAGUUGAAAUUUUCAUAGGUGAAUGAAGAAACGUUAUCGAAAGAGUUUGCAGCAGAGUGAAGGAAAUCUGUUGUGUUCUUCAUGGAGUCUCAGCCCUCUUUAAUUUUUUAUUUUAUUUCUCUAAAAUCGUUUUCGCUGUCUGAUAUUUUCAAAAGUUGUUUAUAAUUGACAUUGUUCAUGUUCAGCUGUCUUGUGGUUGUGUGUGAAGACAUAGAUCAGUGGCUGUAAGAGAACAGGGUAGGUUGCCAGACAACUCAAUUUAAAAAAUGAAUUAUCUAUUCUCUGUUUUAAACACAGUUAUGUGACUCGCUGAAAGCUACCCCUGCUUGCCUACAAAGCAGUAUGUGCUCUUAAAUACCCAGCUCUGCGAGCAGCCAUGUGGGUACCGGAGGAGACGUCAGUAGCAAAACUUCCACGUUUGAUAGAAACUGUCUCCCCACCUGUUGCACCGCCAGGGUUUCUCGGGCAGGUUUUCUCUCUCUUCUAAAUGCAUGCGGGGCCUACAUUUCCCAAGGAAACACACUGAAGCGCUGUCUUAAUGUGGAUGGAAAAUGUGCCUCUGAAACUCCUGUCAAUGUGCAGACUGUCGGCUGGAUAUUGUGUCCAUUUUAAAUUAUUUAAAUAAAUAAAAACAUUGAAAUAUGAGAAGUGAAAUGAAA